UAGGACAGAUGAACCAAGCUCUAUGAAGUGGGAGGUCAUUCUGUAUAUCAAGAGAAAGGACUUGGACCUCUCUGAUCAACCUUUCUGCUGUCAUAAUAAAGAUUAAACUGCUUCCAAUGCACAGAUGAUCUGGCAGGAAAUGUUUCCUUUCAUCCCAAAGUAUCCCAAAGAGCUUUACCAGCUAUAUGAUGUUUAUAAAUCACCGCUGAAAUGGAGCCACCUCUAGGAUGGAGAGUGGCAGCUGGCCAGCGCAGAGUAUGCAACUGUGGAAGAGGAAAAUUUUGUCUGACAUCCGGAACAUAUACCAUCAGAAGGAUAAGAGAUGCCUUCAGAGAAAACAAACAUUUAAAGGAUUCAGAAGAAAUACAAACACUAGUGAAUAAAGCAAGAACAAACCUAGAGAUUAUUCAUCGGCAGGUUACCAUUGGUCAACUCUAUUCAACCCAGAAACUUGUUAUUGAGAGUCCAGAAAACACAGAGAUAAUCUGAUCAUCUAGCACCGUUGGACCAUCCUCAGCAUUCUGUAGUGCUGCACAUCCAACAUAGCGUGUAUGCACCCUGCCUGAGUUUGAAAAACUUAUCUGUCUAGUAAAAGAUAAAGCUUUUGAGAUGCUCAGUUUUGGCAACCAAAACAGUCUAGAAUUUCUCUUCUCAUGGUUCAUGCACUAAAAUGUACUGCUAAGCCUACAAUAGCGUGUAAUGUAUUCCUAAUAUCCGCGUUGCUAGUAUUUCAUGUGUAAUGAGACUGUUUCUUGGCCUUAUCUGACAAUAAAAUUCCAUGAACCG
Molecule: messenger RNA, 786 nt
Organism: Emys orbicularis (European pond turtle)
Lineage: Eukaryota; Metazoa; Chordata; Testudines; Emydidae
Gene: LYRM4
Product: LYR motif containing 4
Exons: 5
Coding region: 211-489 (92 amino acids)
Biological process (GO): iron-sulfur cluster assembly
Cellular component (GO): mitochondrion; L-cysteine desulfurase complex
Source: RefSeq, a predicted model, not a curated record